AUGUUCAUACCAUAUCAUUCGCCCAGUGAAGACAGGAGGAAGUGGCGUCGAGUAAUCAACAGCUUCACCGCGGAGAAAGCGGCCCAGAAGCGCCCUCUCAAGACUCCAGAGGUCAGUUUAGGCUCCUUUGUGGAGUGGUCGGACCCGGAGCAUAAUAAUGCAGAGCGCAUAUCACAGAGUUCGGCAAGAAAUGGCCGGCUGCGCAUCAAGAGGCCAGCUGCACGUCAAAAGGUCUACCGAAUGACCAGCAUGGGCCGCAGGCUCCCAGAGCCGCUUGGCUCCUGGGCACUCUCGUACUACUUUGACGUUAUCUGUCCGCACGAUUCCCGGGUAUUCGGCCAUUGCCCUUCAAGCGCAAAAUCUUAUGUAUCCGCUCUACAUGACUGGUCAUCCAAGAACGCAAUCACCCGGCAUGGGCUUGUCGCCUUUGCCCUGUGCACGCUGAUUCCGGGGGAUCGCACUGGUGAAAUUUACGCAGCAACCAUCUUCUACCGCAAGAGACUCCUGGACGAUGUACACAGGAUGCUGGCGACCGACACGGUCGACGACGUUCUAGUCCAUGCACUGUCGCUGCUGAUACCGAUUGACGACUAUCUCGGCUGGGAAAACUACAGCAGAACGCAUGUACCAGGUUUUCGCGCGGUCAUUCAGGCCCGAGGGGGCUUUGAUCAGAUUGGGCAGUCAUUGCCGGCCAUGAGGGACGCCGUGGUGGCGUCAUCUCUCCUUGCACAGAGCCUUUUGGUCUGCCAUGAGGAUACACUUCCCCGGGACCAGUUUACACAUUCCAGCAGGAGCUCGGCGGCCUUUCCCGAGCGAUACACCCAUUCAGACCUGCCUCGCGGUUUCGUCGAGCUCAUACAAGGGGGAUAUCUCUCGUCGACCAUGAUUGAGAUCCUGCAGGGCUUCUCCGCCUGGCACGGUACAUAUCUUCAGCACAACCCUCGGGAAACCCCCACCUGGCUCUCCCCGACGACCACCCUAUCAAACCUCACACACCUCGAAAAGUGCAUCUUGGUCAGCUUGCGAUGCCUCGCGGACGACAUGAGCGCCAUGGCCCUGCACCCGGCAUCUCAAAUGCAUAGACAGACCGAGAAGCGGGCGGAGAUGCUUCUAAACCUGGCAUACUCAGGCCGGGACUCGUGGAAGAGCAACUGCGCAGUUACCGACUGCUUGAUAUGGUUAUCGUUUGUUAUUUGCGCGCCAGUGGACCAUGGGAUUGCUGCUGAUGGCAUGCAAAAGGAGGUCUUUCGGGCCUUGCUCGUCCCCGCUGUUCUUGAGCGUGGCUCUGCGGCUUGUGGGGCUGUGCAGAGGGUGCUUCGCUCCUUUUUCUAUGACGAGGGACGGGCUCAGGCGUGGGAGGCGACGUGGGAGAAAUUCCUUGCUCCUUAUCGGGAUCCUCACGGCUGA
Aspergillus calidoustus is the source of this 1407-nucleotide messenger RNA. Lineage: Eukaryota; Fungi; Ascomycota; Eurotiomycetes; Eurotiales; Aspergillaceae. The record is from the annotation of a GenBank genome assembly.